Molecule: messenger RNA, 1173 nt
Organism: Pestalotiopsis fici W106-1
Lineage: Eukaryota; Fungi; Ascomycota; Sordariomycetes; Amphisphaeriales; Sporocadaceae
Exons: 3
Coding region: 1-1173 (390 amino acids)
Biological process (GO): carbohydrate metabolic process
Cellular component (GO): extracellular region
Molecular function (GO): cellulose binding
Source: RefSeq, a predicted model, not a curated record
AUGUUCCACAAGAUUCUCGCUCUCUCCCUGGUGGCCGCCGCAUCGGCUCACCAAAACUUUCACCAGUUCUGGGUCAACGAUGUGACUCCUGGUUACCAGGUCGGCAUCCGUAUGCCACCCUCCAACAGCCCCGUCACUGAUGUCACCAGCAAUGACAUUGCCUGCAACGUGAACGGCUCCGACGUUCCCUCGGGCGUCGACACCGUUGCCGCCAACGAGGGCGACAGCAUCACCGUCAACUGGGACAUCUCGUCCCACCCGGGUCCCAUCACCCACUUCCUGUUUGGUCCCGUUGACGACGCCGCCCAGGCUACUGGUAUCGGCGCCGGCUGGUUCAAGAUUGACGAGCGCGACUACGUCGACGGCGAGUGGGCCAAUGAGUACCUCUCGGACAAUGGUGGAAACUACACCUUUAGCCUGCCCACCGGUCUGCAGAGCGGUGACUACCUGCUCCGCUCCGAGAUGUUGGCUCUUCACGGCGCCCAGACCGUCGGCGGUGCCCAGUUCUACAUUGGCUGCGCCCAGCUGACCAUUACCGGAACCGGAUCCGGCUCCUGCACGCCCACCAUCUCUCUCCCCGGUGCUUACAACGCCGAGGAUGACGACAUCUACAUCCCCGACGUCUACAACGGCUUCGACCCGACUACGUACACGGCACCCGGUGGCGACGUGGCCGUCUGCGGCGGUUCCAGCCCCGCCACCUCGGCCGCCUCUUCCGCAGCUGCCACCUCUGUCGCCGCGUCGGCGACCAGCGCUGCUGCCACGGCAUCUUCGACGUCGGUUUCCGCCGCCGCUGCCGCCGUGACUUCGGCCUCGUCCUCCUCGGCCGCCAAGACUUCGACCCCCGUCUCGAGCGCUGCUCCCGCCACCUCGAGCGCCGCUGCCUCGGGUGAUGACGAGGGCGAUGACGAUGAGGACGACGACUCUUGCGAUGCCGACGACGGCGAGGACACUCCUUCUUCCAGCGCCGCUGCCGCCUCCUCCACCUUUGUCACUCGCACCAUCCCGGCCUCUUCUGGCGCCGCUACCCACGCCGCAACCUCGUCGUCCAAGGCGGCCGCGUCGAGCCAGGCCUCCUCCGGAUCGUCGUCUGGAUCCGUGGCCCUCUACGGCCAGUGUGGUGGCAUCAACUACUCGGGAAGCACCACCUGCGCUUCGGGUACCUGCACGUAA